AUGUCGUCUGUUAGCGCCUGUCUCAACGAUGACUCGCUGGGGCCUGCUGUGCGUGGCUGUAGAGGCAACUUUGACUUCACUGUCGCCUUUGAAGAUGUCGUCUUUGUCAUUGCACCAGCCACUGCCUUCAUUUGCCUUGGGCUGUUGCGUAUCCUGGCGCUUUGUCGUCGCCGUCGCCCAAUUGUCGGCGCUUCGGCAGUUCAGUGGACGAAGCUGUCUCUUGCAAUAGGGUUGGCCCUCUUGCAACUUGCCCUUAUCGUUCUUGGGCGAAACUCGUCCCGGUUCGCUUCAGGACGUUCUUUGGCUGCUGCCUCCCUUGCGUUCAUUGCAGCCCUGCUUCUUGUCCCACUGUCAUGGAUUGAGCAUUCAAGAGCGCCACGACCUUCAACGGCCAUCGCUGCCUACCUUUCCGUCACGUUAUUAUUCGACGUUGCUCGGACACGGACAGCAUGGCUUCUAAUUACAUCGGGGCUGGGCCAGGAAUACGCUUCUGUAUUGACGACAGCCACUGCCCUCAAAGCUCUCAUGAUUUACCUGGAAUCUCAACAGAAAGAGAAAUGGCUUGGCUGGGAGAUGAAGCAGCAUAGCCCUGAGGAGACGAGCGGAAUCUGGAAUCUUGGCGUCUUCUUCUGGCUGAACACGCUGUUCAUGAAAGGCUAUCGUGUCAUCCUGACGCUGGAGAGUCUAUAUCCCCUCGACAAAGCACUUGAAGCUGAAUCACACCAACAUCUUGUUGAGAAAGUUCGGAAUAAUCCAUACAAGACUCAAAAGUAUGGUCUAGCACGUUUACUGCUGCAGAUCCUAGCUCUUCAGUUAUUACCACCAAUCAUUCCCCGUGCAGCGCUCCUUGCUGCCAGUAUGUGCCAACCUUUUCUCAUCCACGCCCUUUUGCACUACCUGCAGAGCGAAAACCAAGCUCAGAGCCAUGGAUAUGGACUCAUUGGCGCGACGGCUCUGACGUACGGGGCCAUCGCGUUCUCAACAGCAUUAUACUGGUACUUCCAGGAGCGUUUCGUCAUCAUGGUUCGAGGCAUUCUUGUGCUCGCCGUGUAUGAGAAGACAACAGAGCUGAGGAUGCCCGUCGACGGCGACUCUGGCGCCCUCACAUUGAUGAGCACCGACGUGGAGCGCAUCACAAGAGGAAUCCUCGACCUCCAUGAAUACUGGGCCAAUACGAUCCAGAUCGCUCUGUCUUGCUGGCUGCUUCAGCGAGAGCUCGGCGCUGCAUUCGCUGCCUCUCUUGGCGUAGUCGCUGUCUCAACCUUGACAGCGUUUGGGAUAGGUAAACUUCUUGGACCGCGCCAAAAAGAAUGGAUGGAGGCAAUCGAAAUGAGAGUUGGUGUCACAGCGUCCGCUAUUUCGCAGAUGAAGCUGGUUAAGAUGUCAGGCAUGACAAAGCCAAUCCAGUCUUACGUGCAGAGACUGCGUGUGAGAGAGAUUGAGAUCGGUGGGCGUUGGCGUAUGCUCCUUGCUGCAGCGGCUACUAUCUCUCAGGUUCCCAUGACCUUGUCUCCCGUUAUCACAUUUGCGGUGGCAACCAAGGCGCUCAACACUACCUCUAUAUUCGUCUCAAUCUCAUACCUUACCCUCCUCGCGUCGCCCCUGAUGAUACUGUUUCAGAAGAUUCCACAGUUUCUCGGGGCGCUAACCUGCCUUCAACGGGUCCAGACGUAUCUGGAACGUGAGCCAAGGUUUGAGUAUCGCCAUGUGCAUAAUGGCAUUGUGUCAGCCGCGUCUAUGACGUCGUCCUUUACUUCCAUUGCUAGCACCAAUGGUAUUGGAGUUGAGAUGCAGACUCUGGAGCAGAAAGGCACUCCUCACGUCGUGAUCAAGAACGGGAGCUUUGGGUGGCACGAGAACGUUACUGUUCUCAGACAUGUCAACAUAGCCAUUCCGACAUCACAUCUCACAGCUAUUGUUGGUCCUGUUGCAAGCGGGAAAUCCACCCUAUGCAAAGCUAUUCUCGGCGAAGUCCCCUUUGCGACAGGCUCUGUGGUUGUUCACCGAUCUAGAGUCAUUGGUUACUGCGAUCAACAGCCGUUCUUAACGAACGCCACCAUCCGCAACAACAUCCUUGGUAGUAGCUCAUUUGACGACAAGCGAUAUGCAUCCGUCAUAAACGCCACCAUGCUCGAUCGAGACCUCGCAAAUCUCCCCCAGGGCGAUAGCACGAUGAUUGGAAGCAGUGGCAUUGCCUUGAGUGGCGGACAACGACAACGAGUAGCAAUUGCUAGGGCGCUAUACCUUGUAGAUGCUAAACUCCUAAUCUUUGAUGACGUCCUCAGCGGUUUAGAUGCAAGGACAUCGGAUCAUGUGUUCCGGCAUGUCUUUGGACGAGAUGGCAUGCUUCGUCGUCGUGGGGCCACUGUUGUUCUGUGUACACACAACCCUCGGCACUUCCAAGCCGCGGACUAUGUCAUUAGAAUCAGCAGUGAUGGAGACGUGACUGCAGAGAAGCCCGCUGGCGACGGUACACUUUCAAAUACUGAUCUAGGCUUCGCCUCAGAGCCAGCUUCGACUGAGGGACUUGCCAGUACAACAGACCCGACAUCCUCCCAAGCAUCACCAACUGUAGCCAUGACUACAGAAGAAGCAGAGGCACGAAAGUUGGGUGACAGGAGUGUUUUUUCCUAUUACAUACGCACCAUAGGCCUCAUUCCCAUUGCCGCCUUCGUUUUCGCUUGUGUAUGCAACGGCUUCCUCAACAACUUUCCACGCAUAUGGCUCACUUUCUGGGCUGACGAUGCGGCCCGACCACAAAGAGGAUUGUCGCAACUACACUCUCAGGCCUACUAUAUCGGAAUCUACGGAAUACUCCAAGUACUAGCUUUAUUAUCUUUUAUGGCUGCUGUCGUGCUAGUUUUAGGACCUUUUAUCCGUCUCAGUGGGUCUGUACUGCACCAGAGGGCGUUGGAGACUGUUAUCAACGCACCGUUGCAAUUGUUGACAACAUCGGAUACUGGGACCAUCACCAACUACUUUUCCCAAGAUAUAACUAUCAUUGACAAUGAGCUCCCCAUGGCUGUAGCCAACGUAGUGCUGGAUGUCUUUGGUGUUGUUGGAAUGGGGGUCCUUAUCGCGUCAUCAUCGCCCUGGCUAGGACUGACUUACCCGGCUAUGAUACUCAUCCUAUGGUUGAUUCAACGGUUCUACCUCCGUACAUCUCGACAGCUUCGAUUGUUGGACCUUGAGGCCAAGAGUCCGUUAUACACACAUUUUCUAGAUACAUCCAGAGGCAUCGCCACCAUUCGUGCGUUAGGCUGGACGGGAAAAAACAUCAAGCACAAUCAUCGACUGCUGGACCAGUCCCAGAGGCCGAUGUAUCUACUGUCAAUGGUACAGCGCUGGCUGUAUUUGACCUUGAACGUAGUCGUUGCUGUUACGGCAACGGCUCUUGUAGGUUUGAUAACUCAGCUUCGGUCCAGUUCAAGUCUUUCUGGUGCGUCACUUGUCACGCUGAUGACAUUGAGUCAGUCAUUGAGCGACAUUGUGCGGUUCUACGCCGCAUUGGAGACUUCUAUUGGAGCUGUAGCUCGUCUCAGGAAUUUUACUACCAAGACUGGGACGGAAAGUGUUUUGCACGGUGACGUAAAACUUGAUCGGCUGUGGCCAUCGAAAGGCGUCAUUGAAGUACAAGGAGUCUGGGCGGCGUACAAAUCCAGUGGAGGAGAUGCUGAGGAAUACGCGCUGCAAGGAAUUGAUGUCUUCAUCCGAGCUGGCGAAAGGAUAGCCUUGUGCGGUCGUACAGGAAGCGGAAAGUCUUCUUUCAUUCUCCUCCUACUCGCCCUGUUAGAACCUUUGCAAAAGGAUAAUGCCGAGUAUAUGCUGUCCAUUGACGGUGUCCCUCUCUCAUCUAUAAAUCCUCAGAUGCUCAGAGAAAGAAUAAUAACCGUACCGCAGGACCCAGUGUUCUUGCCAAUAGGCAGUACUAUUAUGGAGAAUCUAGAUCCGCUGGGGGUAGCAACGCCAGAGCAGUGUCGUGAAGUUCUGCAAGCAACGGGCCUCUGGGAUAUGGUAGAAUCACAGGGCGGGCUGUGCAGUAUUCUAUCAGAAUCCUCACUUAGUCAAGGCCAAAGGCAGGUCUUCAACAUUGCUCGAGCAGUACUUAAACGAAAAACGAGUGGCAGCUCUGUACUCCUCUUGGAUGAGUUCACCAGCUCAGUCGAUGCUGACACGGAGCGAGACAUGCUGGCAAUGAUCGAGAGGGAGUUUGCUGGUUGCACGAUAGUCAUGGUCGCCCACCGACUGCACAUUGUGUCUGAAUUUUGCGACAGGGUGCUUGUUUUGGAUCACGGAAGGAUUGUAGAGGACGGUGACCCUCGGACGCUGGCAAGGGUUGAUGAAUCGUGGUUUGCGAGUCUGUUGGCAGCUGGGGGAUGA
Molecule: messenger RNA, 4380 nt
Organism: Fusarium proliferatum ET1
Lineage: Eukaryota; Fungi; Ascomycota; Sordariomycetes; Hypocreales; Nectriaceae
Exons: 4
Coding region: 1-4380 (1459 amino acids)
Biological process (GO): transmembrane transport
Cellular component (GO): membrane
Molecular function (GO): ABC-type transporter activity; ATP binding; ATP hydrolysis activity
Source: RefSeq, a predicted model, not a curated record